Molecule: messenger RNA, 2286 nt
Organism: Closterium sp. NIES-67
Lineage: Eukaryota; Viridiplantae; Streptophyta; Zygnematophyceae; Desmidiales; Closteriaceae
Source: the annotation of a GenBank genome assembly
CACACUUUCACGCUGGGCAUUAUUGCCGCCGCCGCCACAGGCGCUCUAGCACGCGUCUGAAGGAUUCAAAGCCGAACCCCGCGGACGGCCCGUAUUGUGCUGCCUCUGCCUCUGACAUACGCCGCCCACUAAGCGGAUCCCCCCGGCCGAAUUCAGCUCAGCUUGUUGCUUGCUUUCCCCGUCCCACCCUUCCCUAGCUCGUGCCAGCGGCGCGUCGCUCAGGGAGCCUCAUCGCCCCAUCGGGCGCGCGUGCGCCGCCCGUGCGCUGAGGGCGGGCGGUUGUGCGGGGUAGUAUUGCCCAGAAGUGCGGGGUAGUGCGCGGUAGUACGGGGACGAAGAUGGGGAAGAAGGGGAAGGGUAAGCCGGGGAAGGGGAAGGAGAAGACGGAGCGGAAGACGGCGAAGGCGGAGGCGAAGAAGCAGCGGCGCGAGGAGAAGCAGGUGGACGAGGAGGACGACGUGGACGCCAUCCUGGCGAAGAUAGCAGCAGAGGAGGCGAAGAAGAAGGAGGUGCAUGUGGACGAGGGCAUGGUGGUGAACCCUCUCAAGGACACGGAGCUCGUCAUCUUCGGGGGGGAGUUCUACAACGGGGAUAAGACGCAUGUGUACGGCGACCUGUACCGCUUCAACGCGGACAAGGCCACGUGGCGCCUGGUCAGCAGCCCCAACAGCCCGCCGCCUCGCAGCGGGCACCACGCCGUGGCGUGGAAGAACUUUGUGUUCGUCUUCGGUGGCGAGUUCACGUCCCCCAACCAGGAGAGGUUUCAUCACUUCAAGGUUUUGUACAAGCAGCGAAUACUGCUCUUUGGAGGCUUUUAUGACAACCUAAGGGAUGUGCGCUACUUCAACGACCUCCACGUGCUCGACCUCACCGACAUGAAGUGGGCGGAGGUGAAGCCCAAGCCGGGAGCAGCAUGGCCGUCUCCCCGCAGUGCCUUCCAGUUCGCCGCCCACCAGGAUGAGGUCUUCCUGUACGGCGGCUACUUCAAGGACCAUGCCAAGGACGCGGACGGCAGGGACAGGGGCGUGGUGAAGCGGCUUGGUUCCCCCCCGAGUGCGCGGGCGGGCUUCUCUUUGGCGGUGCACCGCAGCCGAGCCAUCCUCGUCGGGGGCGUCGUGGACACAGAGGAGAAAGGUGGCGAUGUGCUGCGCAGCAUCUUCUUGGACGACAUGUUUGCCUUUCAGAUGGACGCCAGGCGCUGGUUCCCGCUGCUGCUGCGCUCACAGCAGCAGGCCAAGGCCGCAGGCAGGAAGGCGGAGCUGACUGCAGGCGGUGAAGUGACCAGGGGGGCGAAGAGCACCGCACUGGCAGAUGGGGAAGAUGAGGAGGAGAGUGACGAGGAGACGGAGGGGAGGAAGAGCAUGCAGCCAGGCAACGAGGCGGAUAGUGAGGAGGAGGAGGAGGAGGAGGUGGGCGACCGGGAAGUCACUCUGGACGACCUCUUCUCCCUCAACCUCUCAAAGCUCGACACGUGGACCUGCAUCCACAAGGGGUCUGAGAGCACGUGGGUGGAGGAGGAGGAGGAGGAGGACGAUGAGAGUGGUGAGGAGGGCAGUGGGGGGGAGGACGACGAAGAUGAGGAUGAGGAUGAGAAUGAGUCGAGCGACGAUGACGCUUCAGCAAAGGGCACGGGCAGCGCCCCCACGGCCUCGGAGCUGGCAGCGGCGGUCCUCAGGGGCGAGGGCCCUGCGGGCGGCAAGCGCCAGCUGUCACGCAAGGAGAGGCGGGCGGAGAUUGACCGGAUCCGAGCGGAUCUGGGGCUAGCAGACACCGAGAGGACGCCAGCUCCCGGCGAGUCGCUGAGAGACUUCUUUGCUCGCACGGGCGAUCACUGGCAGCGUGAGGCCUACCAGCACACACAGCGCACUGGCAAGGAGCUGCGAAAGGAUGGCUUUGACCUCUGCGAGGCGCGCUACCGCGACCUGCUGCCCGUGCUUACUGAGCUGGAGAAGCUUGAGGCUGAGCAGAAAGCUGAGGAGGAGGCAGAAGCAGCUGUCAACAAGGGCAAGGGGAAGAAGGACAAGGGCAGGCCAGCGUCACGUAGAUAGCAUGCCUAGCAUGAGGCAUUGCAUCGAUACAUCACAGCUAGACAAAUACCAUCCAUUAAAAUCCAACAGCAAAUGCUGAUUUGCGAAAAGGAGGGUUAACGCCAAAAAUGCCACGCCUCAUCUCAUCUCAACGAGAACAUGGUUCCAGGGAAUGCGAGGGCAGCCGAUAACCCAACAUGCGUACCACGCCAAACAUAUAUUGUUAUGUUUGUAUAGACUGUAUAGGUUUGUGUCAUAG